AGCCCUGUGCCUCGCUUCUCUGCUUUGACUGUCUCGGUGGGCAGGUGGUGGUGGUGGUGGGGGGGACGGUAGCCGGUCAUGAACACCAAGUCCUCGCAGGACGGGAGCGCCGACCACCUGAAAUACGGGGAGGCUCAGGAGAUUCCCCCUCUGAGGAACUAUCUCUGUCUCACCAUGUUCACCUGUUUCUGCCCUGCAUGGCCCAUCAAUAUUGUGGCGCUGGUUUUCUCUGUGCUGGCCCAAAAGAGCUAUGAUGAAGAGGAUUAUGAAGGCUCCAAGCGGCUGGGUCGGAAAGCUCUCCACCUGGGGAUUGUUUCUUUUGUCGUUGGCCUUGUGAUCGUCACUGCGUACACCGCUGUGCACUUUACCACGGGUGUGGUGUGACCUCUUGAUGAGGAAGAGGAGGUGGAAGUGGAGAAGAGGUGAUGGAGAGAUCAGCUCUGCCUGGCUUCUGUCAUCCACAGCGCUGCAGGAGUCUCACCGCACUGCUGAAUACAUCUCGGUUUCAGCUGUAUUGUGUAAAUGAUUUCGCAAUAGGCUAAAACUUUUGACAGUUUUUGUAAUUGCAAAGUAUAAUAAAAAAAGAA
This is a messenger RNA of Perca flavescens (yellow perch), 587 nucleotides long. Its product is annotated as transmembrane protein 233-like. NCBI's taxonomy places the organism in Eukaryota, Metazoa, Chordata, Actinopteri, Perciformes, Percidae. Gene Ontology annotation, cellular component: membrane. The record is from RefSeq and is a predicted model, not a curated record. Bases 79 to 384 code for a protein of 101 amino acids. The transcript is spliced from 3 exons.